This is a messenger RNA of Oryzias melastigma (Indian medaka), 6423 nucleotides long. RefSeq names its product titin-like. The transcript is spliced from 2 exons. The record is from RefSeq and is a predicted model, not a curated record. The coding region runs from base 1 to 6354 and encodes 2117 amino acids. Lineage: Eukaryota; Metazoa; Chordata; Actinopteri; Beloniformes; Adrianichthyidae.
AUGUCUUCAAACUCGAGCUGCUUAGGGGUCCUCAGCAUGGACUUCCCAAGUGCAGAGACCAUCACAAAAAUUACUCAUCUCAAACCCUGUGACUGCGGUCAAAGAAGAGGAACCAAGACUGAAGAUAUGCAAAAACAUGCUGUUUCACCAGGAGAUAAAUUAGAACCUACAACUUCACCAGGAGAAGAAUCAGAACCAACAGCUUCAACAAGAGAGGAACCAGAACCAUUUCCUUUAUCAGGAAAACAAGAACCAACUGCUUCGAUGGGAGUAGAACAAGAACCAACCGCUUCCCCAGAGGAAGAACCAAAACCAACGUAUUCCACACGACAAAAAUCAGAACCAACUUAUUCCACAGGAGAAAAAAGAGAACCAGCGGAUUUACCAGGACAACAAUCAGAACCAGAAAUUACUAAUUCACCUGAAGAAAAACUAGAACCAGGUGCUUCAUCAGGAGAAGAACUGGAGGGAACUGCUUUACCUGAACAAGAACCAGGACAAGAACCAACUGCUCCACCAGGACUAGAACCAGAACCAAUUGGGUUCCCAGGGGUAGACCAGAAAGACGAAGAAGAACCAGAACCAACUGCUUCACAAGAACAACUAGAACCAACUGCUUCACUUGGAGAGGAAACAGAAGCUGGAGAGGAACCACAUUUAAUUGCUUCACCAGGAGUUGAAACUGAAGGAGGAAAAGAACCAGAACAAAUUGCUUCUGCAACAGAAAAACCGGAACAAACGGAGUCACUGGAAGAACCAGAACCAACUUCUUUACCAGGAAUAGAACCAGAAGCAACUGCUCCAGAAGAGGUAGAACCAGAAGCAAGAGAAAAACCAGAACCAUCUGCUUUACCAGAAGAACCAAAACCAAGUGCAUCAACCUUAGAAGAACCAGGAGAAAAAACUUUACCAGGAGAAGAACCAGAACCAACUGCUUCAACAGAAGAACAACAACAAGACUCUGCUCCAAAAGAACAGGAACCAGGACAAGAAAUAAGUGCAUCCCCAGGUGUAGAACCAGAAGCAGGAAUAGAAACAGAACCAACUCCUAUACCAGAAGAACCAAAACCAAGUGAUUCACCACAAAAAACAGAGCCAAGUGCUUCACCAGGAGAACAACCAGAAGACUCUGCUCAAAAAGAACAGGAAACAGGACCAGAACCAACUGCUUCACAAGGAGUAGAAGCAGAAGCAGGAGAAGAACCAGAACCAACAGUUUCACCAGAAGAACCAGAAAAAGGUGCUGCAACAGGAGAAGAACCAGAACCAUCUGCUCCAAAAGAAAUAGAAAAUGGACCAGAAUCAACUGCUUCACCAGAAGUGGAAACAGAAGCAGGAGAAGAACCAGAAACAUCUGCUCCAAAAGAACAGGAACAAGGACCAGAACCAACUGUUUCACCUGAAGAACCAGAAAAAGGUGCUUCAACAGGAGAAGAACCAGAACCAUCUGCUCCAAAAGAAAUAGAAAAUGGACCAGAAUCAAAUGAUUCACCAGGAGUAGAGACAGAAGCAGUAGAAGAACAAGAACCAAAUGCUAUGGCAGAAAAAGAACCAGAACCAGGUGCUUCAACAGGAGAAGAACAAAAAGAAUCUGCUCCAAAAGAACAGGAAGCAGGACCAGAACCAAGUGCUUCACCAGGAGUAGAAACAGAAUCAGAAGAAAAACCAGAACCAACUGCUUCACCAGGAGAAGAACAAGAGGACUCUGCUCCAAAAGAACAGGAACCAGGACAAGAACCAAGUGCUUCUCCAGGUGUAGAACUAGAAGGAGGAAUAGAACCAGAACCAACUCCUAUACCCGAAGAACCAGAAAAAAGUGAUUCAACAGAAGGACCAGAACCAAGUGCUUCACCAGGAGAACAACCAGAAGACUCUGCUCCAAAAGAACAGGAACCAGGACAAGAACCCAGGGCUUCUCCAGGUGUAGAACUAGAAGGAGGAAUAGAACCAGAACCAACUCCUAUACCCGAAGAACCAGAAAAAAGUGAUUCAACAGAAGGACCAGAACCAAGUGCUUCAAAUGGAGAACAACCAGAAGACUCCGCUCCAAAAGAACAGGAAGAAGGUCCAGAACCAAGUUCGUCACAAGGAGUAGAAACAGGAGCAGGAGAAGAACCACAACAAACUGCUUCACCAAGAGAAGAACCAGAACCAGGUGCUUCACCAGGAGAACAACAAGAAGACUCUGCUCCAAAAGAACAGGAACCAGGACAAGAACCAAGUGCUUCCCCAGGUGUAGAACCAGAAGAAGGAAUAGAACCAGAACCAACUCCUAUACCAGAGGAACCAGAAAAAAGUGAUUCAACAGAAGGACCAGAACCAAGUGCUUCACAAGGAGUAGAAAAAGAAGCAGGAGAAGAACCAGAACCAACUGUUUCACCUGAAGAACCAGAAAAAGGUGCUUCAACAGGAGAAGAACCAGAACCAUCUGCUCCAAAAGAACAGGAAAAUGGACCAGAAUCAACUGCUUCACCAGGAGUAGAGACAGAAGCAGUAGAAGAACACGACCCAAAUGCUACGCCAGAAAAAGAACCAGAACCAGGUGCUUCAACAGGAGAAGAACAAGAAGACUCUGCUCAAAAAGAACAGGAAGCAGGACCAGAACCAAGUCCUUCACCAGAAGUAGAAACAGAAUCAGAAGAAAAACCAGAACCAACUGCUUCGACAGGAGCAGAACAAGAGGACUCUGCUCCAAAAGAACAGGAACCAGGACAAGAACCAAGUGCUUCCCCAGGUGCAGAACUAGAAGGAGGAAUAGAACCAGAACCAACUCCUAUACCAGAAGAACCAGAAAAAAGUGAUUCACCAGAAGGACCAGAACCAAGUGCUUCAACAGGAGAACAACCAGAAGACUCCGCUCCAAAAGAACAGGAAGAAGGUCCAGAACCAAGUUCGUCACCAGGAGUAGAAGCAGAAGCAGGGGAAGAACCAGAACCAACUGCUUCACCCAGAGAAGAACCAGAACCAGGUGCUUCACCAGGAGAACAACAAGAAGACUCUGCUCCAAAAGAACAGGAACCAGGACAAGAACCAAGUGCUUCCCCAGGUGUAGAACUAGAAGGAGGAAUAGAACCAGAACCAACUCCUAUACCAGAAGAACCAGAAAAAAGUGAUUCAACAGAAGGACCAGAACCAAGUGCUUCAAAUGGAGAACAACCAGAAGACUCUGCUCAAAAAGGACAGGAAGAAGGUCCAGAACCAAGUUCGUCUCCAGGAGAACAACCAGAACCAACUGUUUCACCAGAAGAACCAGAAAAAGGUGCUUCAACAGGAGAAGAACCAGAACCAUCUGCUCCAAAAGAACAGGAAAAUGGACCAGAAUCAACUGCUUCACCAGGAGUAGAGACAGAAGCAGUAGAAGAACACGACCCAAAUGCUACGCCAGAAAAAGAACCAGAACCAGGUGCUUCAACAGGAGAAGAACAAGAGGACUCUGCUCAAAAAGAACAGGAAGAAGGUCCAGAACCAAGUUCGUCUCCAGGAGAACAACCAGAACCAACUGUUUCACCAGAAGAACCAGAAAAAGGUGCUUCAACAGGAGAAGAACCAGAACCAUCUGCUCCAAAAGAACAGGAAAAUGGACCAGAAUCAACUGCUUCACCAGGAGUAGAGACAGAAGCAGUAGAAGAACACGACCCAAAUGCUACGCCAGAAAAAGAACCAGAACCAGGUGCUUCAACAGGAGAAGAACAAGAAGACUCUGCUCCAAAAGAACAGGAAGCAGGACCAGAACCAAGUCCUUCUCCAGGAGCAGAAAAAGAAGCAGAAGAAGAACCAGAACCAACUCCUUCACCAGAAGAACCAGAAAUAAGUGAUUCACCAGAAGGACCAGAACCAAGUACUUCACAAGGACUAGAACAAGACGACUCUGCUCCAAAAGAACAGGAACCAGGAUUAGAACCAAGUGCUUCCCCAGGUGUAGAACCAGAAGUAGGAAUAGAACCAGAACCAACUCCUAUACCAGAAGAACCAGAAAAAAGUGAUUCAACAGAAGGACCAGAACCAACUGCUUCACAAGGAGUAGAAAAAGAAGCAGGAGAAGAACCAGAACCAACUGUUUCACCAGAAGAACCAACUGCUUCAACAGGAGAAGAACCAGAACCAUCUGCUCCAAAAGAACAGGAAAAUGGACCAGAAUCAACUGCUUCACCAGGAGUAGAGACAGAAGCAGUAGAAGAACACGACCCAAAUGCUACGCCAGAAAAAGAACCAGAACCAGGUGCUUCAACAGGAGAAGAACAAGAGGACUCUGCUCAAAAAGAACAGGAAGAAGGUCCAGAACCAAGUUCGUCUCCAGGAGAACAACCAGAACCAACUGUUUCACCUGAAGAACCAGAAAAAGGUGCUUCAACAGGAGAAGAACCAGAACCAUCUGCUCCAAAAGAACAAGAAAAUGGACCAGAAUCAACUGCUUCACCAGAAGUAGAGACAGAAGCAGUAGAAGAACACGACCCAAAUGCUACGCCAGAAAAAGAACCAGAACCAGGUGCUUCAACAGGAGAACAACCAGAAGACUCUGCUCCAAAAGAACAGGAACCAGGACAAGAACCCAGGGCUUCCCCAGGUGUAGAACUAGAAGGAGGAAUAGAACCAGAACCAACUCCUAUACCAGAAGAACCAGAAAAAAGUGAUUCAACAGAAGGACCAGAACCAAGUGCUUCAAAUGGAGAACAACCAGAAGACUCUGCUCAAAAAGGACAGGAAGAAGGUCCAGAACCAAGUUCGUCUCCAGGAGAACAACCAGAACCAACUGUUUCACCCGAAGAACCAGAAAAAGGUGCUUCAACAGGAGAAGAACCAGAACCAUCUGCUCCAAAAGAACAAGAAAAUGGACCAGAAUCAACUGCUUCACCAGGAGUAGAGACAGAAGCAGUAGAAGAACAGGAACCCAAUGCUACGCCAGAAAAAGAACCAGAACCAGGUGCUUCAAGAGGAGAAGAACAAGAAGACUCUGCUCCAAAAGAACAGGAAGCAGGACCAGAACCAAGUCCUUCUCCAGGAGUAGAAACAGAAUCAGAAGAAAAACCAGAACCAACUGCUUCACCAGGAGAAGAACCAGAGGACUCUGCUCCAAAAGAACAGGAACCAGGACAAGAACCAAGUGCUUCCCCAGGUGUAGAAAUAGAAGGAGGAAUAGAACCAGAACCAACUCCUAUACCAGAAGAACCAGAAAAAGGUGCUUCAACAGCAGAAGAACCAGAACCAUCUGCUCCAAAAGAACAGGAAAAUGGACCAGAAUCAACUGCUUCACCAGGAGUAGAGACAGAAACAGUAGAAGAACACGACCCAAAUGCUACGCCAGAAAAAGAACCAGAACCAGGUGCUUCAACAGGAGAACAACCAGAAGACUCUGCUCCAAAAGAACAGGAAGCAGGACCAGAACCAAGUCCUUUACCAGGAGCAGAAAAAGAACCAGAACCAAGUGCUUCACCAGGAGAACAACAAGAAGACUCCGCUCCAAAAGAACAGGAACCAGGACAAGAACCAACUGCUUCACAAGGAGCAGAAGCAGAACCAACUGUUUCACCCGAAGAACCAGAAAAAGGUGCUUCAACAGGAGAAGAACCAGAACCAUCUGCUCCAAAAGAACAGGAAAAUGGACCAGAAUCAACUGCUUUACCAGGAGUAGAGACAGAAGCAGUAGAAGAACAUGACCCAAAUGCUACGCCAGAAAAAGAACCAGAACCAGGUGCUUCAACAGGAGAAAAACCAGAAGACUCUGCUCCAAAAGAACAGGAAGCAGGACCAGAACCAAGUCCUUCACCAGGAGUAGGAACAGGAGCUGGAGAACCAGAACCAGAACCAAGUGCUUCACCAGGAGAAGAACAAGAAGUAUCUGCUCCAAAAGAACAGGAACCAGGACCAGAGCCAACUGCUUCACCAGGAGAAGAACAAGAACCACCUUCUAUACCUGGAAUAGAAACCCAACCAACUGCUUUAACGGGAGAAGAACCAGAACCAAAUGAUUUGCCAGAAGAAGAAUCAAGACCGACUGCUUCUGCGAGAGGAACUGAACCUGUACUUCCAACCAACACUGAACCAGUGUCUAUAGCUGAUGAAGUACUAAGAACUGGACUAAUUCAUCCUGCAGGAACAGAUUCAGCGUCUGAGCAAGACAAGGAACUAAAUGGUGAAGCGGCUUCGGACCUGGCACCAGGAUUACACAUAACAAACAAAGAUGAGAGUCCAGAAUCUGAGUCAGUUGACCUUAGCCACCAAAUACAUCCACCUACAGAACCACAUUCAGAACCACCGGCAGCCCAGUACCACCCUGCUGCCCUACACGUUCUUCCUUUCAAAAUAAAGCAGCAGCCUGUGCUGCGGUGGAGACAACGGAAAUGUAAUCGAGGGUAAAUGAAGAAGAAUUAUAUCAAAUUACUAAACAUUUGGGUAAAAUAAAAAUUGUCUUUUGGUGGUGAAAAA